This is a messenger RNA of Drosophila bipectinata, 616 nucleotides long. It is a transcript of the gene Cpr78Ca, whose product is annotated as Cuticular protein 78Ca. Gene Ontology annotation, cellular component: chitin-based extracellular matrix. Lineage: Eukaryota; Metazoa; Arthropoda; Insecta; Diptera; Drosophilidae. Gene Ontology annotation, molecular function: structural constituent of chitin-based larval cuticle. The record is from RefSeq and is a predicted model, not a curated record.
AAAAUUAGCACAAACUUCCCCUGCCGAAAUCGAAAGCUUCCUUUUGGACCCGUUUUAAUCUCUUCGGGCCAGUCCAAAUUCAACCUUCGACUGCAGCAGAUCGUCGCUAUUACCACGGCUAUAUAACGGUUUUAUUUUGAACACUGAGUCCGAUUCAGGUUCGGUUUCAGGUUCGAGAUCCAGACAGAAAAGUCAAACAUUUGGAAUUAUUUUAAUUAGGAGAUGAUGUCUCCGUCGUCGCGCUCGUUUUGCAAGAUACUCCUCGUUGUGACCCUCGGAUGCCUGCAUUUCUGUAUCGGAAUUGCCCGGGACUCGGCGGCCAGAACCAUCUACUACCGGAAUAUCCCGCCGGACUCGCUCGGCCUCUACAGCUUCGAGUUCCAGACCACCAACGGGAUCACCACCAAGGGGGCUGGCAACGAAAACGGAGCAGUGGGAGUGGUGCAGUACGUGUCGCCCGAGGGCAUUCCGGUGACCUUCUCGUACGUGGCCGAUGCGAAUGGAUACCAGCCCACCGGAGAUAUGAUUCCAACGAUUCCGCUGCAUGUAAUCCGACAGUUGGAAUACAUUCGCACCCACUCGCCCGUCGACGAGCGGAGGUCGAGGCGCUGGUAAA